UCCUCUUUGUCUCUGUAUAUGUCUCUGUCUUCAGCUCCAGUCAUGAUCUCCUUUUCAGCCUUGCUCCUUUUCUACCCAAGCCUCCUUCUCUUCCUGUCCUUCCACUCCCCUGUUCUCUCCUGUCAGAUUGGAACCCACAACCAGUGCAAGUCUGCUCCAUUCGUACCGGGACACAACCUGGUAGGAGAGGGCUUCAAUCUGCUCACCCUGCAACGUAAAAGAGCCUACGUUAUUGAUGUGAACACUUACCUGACCCCAGAAGGCAACUGUAGACUCUGCCCUAACCCACUGCAGGGCAACACUUUGCAGAAGCUGCCAGUCUCUGCAGUGGACUGGCGUGCAUUCAGCCACUGUGAUGAUCAUCUCAGAAGCCGUGUAUCCACCACUGCCAGAUUACUGGCUGCCCAUUUCACCUUCUCCAGCAACUUUAUCUGGCUCGGUCAACUAAAGUGGAAGGAGACCAUUGACCUGAUAGUGGGGGGAGCACAGUCUUCUGUGUAUAACUUUGCUGAAGCAAAGAGCAAACUCGACCGCUACACCUUCAGCACUCACACAGCCACCUGUCGCCAUUACAGUUUCCGUGUGUCAAACAGUCCGCCCCUCAGCUCUGAGUUCAGUAAAGAUAUUGAAGGACUGCCCAUGCACUACAACCCCUCAACCAAGGCCCAAUACAGAAAGAUAAUAGGGACCUAUGGCACGCAUUAUAUCAGCCAGGUUGAUUUGGGUGGGCAGUUCAGGAGAGUCACAGCUACAAGUACCUGUUUGUCCAGACUGAUUGGCAUGAACAUUUACUUGUUCAGCCGCAUCCGUCGCAUUUGCAGCACAGAUGAGGACUACCAGGCUCAAGCCUCAGAUCUACUGUACCACUGUUUAUCAGGAAGCAUCAAUUUAGGCUUGGGGAAAGUCAAUGUGACAGCUGGACUAUUGGCUUGUAACAAAGACCUCCAGAGCCACAGCACCUUUGCCUCAUCCAGCUUCAGUUUCCAAGACCACAUGACUGAGGUGGUGGGAGGCAUCGGCUGGGUGGGGGAGUUUUCACUCACCCACAAUGACUCCCUGGGCUUCAAAAACUGGCUGAAAACUCUCAAGGAUCACCCUGAUGCUGUCAAGUAUUCCCUGAGACCGCUGUAUGAGCUGGUGCCACACUGGGCACAGAAGGCAGGACUGAAGGCUGCCACAGAAGACUACUUAAAAGAAAAUGCCAUCAGCACACCCAAACAAUCUUACUGCCAGCGUCAACCUAACCUGGACCACAACUGCUGCCCGUAUCAGGCCUGGAGAGGAACACUGGAGGUGACCAUCAUUCGAGCCUGGCGUCUGAAAGGAGACAGAUGGGGCAAGACUGAAGCGUAUGCCAAGAUAUUUUAUGGCUCCUUCCAACAAAAAACUCAUAUGAUCAGAUCGGACUAUCCUUACUGGAACUCCCAUUUUAACGUGGACCAGGUGGACACACGUUUGGGUCUGACGAUUCAAGUCUGGGAUGAAGACCGGCGCAGUGACGACCUUUUGGGAUCAUGUAUGAGGUACCUGACACAGGGGACGCACACAUACACCUGUCCAGCAAAGAGAGGAGGUGUGGAGAUACGGUACACUCUGACCUGCGACCGCCACUUGACUGGAGAAAAAUGUAACCUGUACAAACCAUCUCCACAGUGA
This is a messenger RNA of Cheilinus undulatus (humphead wrasse), 1656 nucleotides long. RefSeq names its product perforin-1-like. NCBI's taxonomy places the organism in Eukaryota, Metazoa, Chordata, Actinopteri, Labriformes, Labridae. The transcript has 10 exons. The coding region runs from base 19 to 1656 and encodes 545 amino acids. The record is from RefSeq and is a predicted model, not a curated record.